UGCACAGAUACUCAGGGGCGCGGGGACUCGCUGGAGUCUAAGCAGCGCUUUGCGUCAGUCGCGGAGAAUCAUCUGUGUCGCUCGCGAGGCAUGCGUUCUCCUGGUCUGCCUUUGCUCCUUCUUCGAGACUCGGCCUAGCGUCGCAUCGUCUCUUCCUCAGCAAAGAGCAAGCGAACGCCGGAGACAGCCGUCGCGUGCUCGUGGGCUGUCUCGUCCUGGGAUGGAGAAAGGCGUCUCCAGGUCGGCGAUUCUUCAGAAGUCUGCGGCCUUCAGGCGUGCCCUCCCUAUUCUCCUCAACACUUCAUUUUUCUGCUGUGAACGCGCUACUGGCCUGGGCAGCACAGCCUUGCACCCUCGCUUGACUAGCAACGCGCCGGCUGUGUGGCGAGUCCUGCUGAGGCUGUCUAGAGUACAAGCUGUCCGUCACAACAUUUACUGCAGGCGCGAACAUAAGAGAAGCGGAAAGCGCGAUGCCGGUCGGAAGCACUGGCCGCCUUCGAGGCGCCGAUUCAGUCCGAAGGCGACAACCACUCCGUUGCGUUCUAGGCGCAAUAUCUGGAAUGUCGUUCCCUUCUCGCUUCGAAAAGAGGAACGUCGUCGCGAGUCUCGGCCGCCAUCGUCCUUCCGCCUGAACCAAAUCCAGUCCGCCGUGUGCAGCUGGCACUCGUCGCGAACUUUCCUGUCGUCUACGAUCGAGAAAAGGCUCUUUUCUCUGCCAGGAAAGCGAGACAACGGAACUCGCCACGAGCGCGGUUGCACAUCUCGAGCCCGCGUGUUCCAGGUGGACGUACAGCCCGGCACUUCGCCAGAUUCAGCGAUUCCGUUGUUGGGUUUCCUUUUCAGUCUCGGUGGUGUCUCCUAAGGAAGAGUGAGCGUUUUCGCAAUUUGCUAGGAACUGGAACUCUGCUGUUGGAAGCGCAAAGCAAGCCGUAGCGGCAGAACAGCUCUUUUUGAGCAGAGGCGUCACGCGUCUGCGAAAAGCUUCGAAAUUCCCAAACUCUCCAGAGGGCGCCGCGUGUGUCUCGCUCUCCCUCUUCUUUCGCGACUUUUGACAGCACUGGCCUGGCGGCCUUUAUACACGUCAGCACCUUCGCCUUUUCUCGUCCAUGUAGAAGCCGCGCAUGCUUGGUUCUCUUCUUGUUUCCAAACGCCUCCUCUGCAUCUGUUUCUCUAAACCUUCUUACGAAAAAAAAAUUCUCUCUACUCUUGCCGCCUCCUGCAUCUCCGCGCCGCCUCGCGCUUUGUGCAGAACUCGACGAGGUGGAGCGCUGGCAGCAGCGGAAGCUGACACAUGCUUUUUUCUGAUUUUUCGGUUUUCUCCCUUCCGAAGCGCAAGGCAGGAUGGUUUGGAGGCGGACGAAGGCGAAGGGCUGGAAACCGUCGGCUGGUGUGGAGCGCAAAAAGUCGACGGCCGACCGAGACACUCGCGGCCGCCACCUCGUCCGCUCUGGAGCCUCCAGUCUCGGCGGAUGCGCGGCCUGCGAGUUGUGGCGGGGAAAGACAGACAGGGAGGCGGAAGAAAGGCGAAUCGAGCCCUACGCUCUGCAGAAAUCCGACAAAAGCUGUGUGCAGACGCUGCUUCGCGCCGGCGCUUCUGUCAAAAAGGAAAAAACGCGACCCAACCACGGGGAAGGCGACACAAGUCCCACCGCGUCUGGCAGCGCGUGUGUCAGGGCACAGCGGGGUGUUCAGGCAGCGUCCUCUCGGUUGGCACACCAGGAAUCCUCAGGUUCACUUCCGCUGAUUAGCUUUUUCUCAAGCGGCGCCGCGAACGCAACUGCAAGCACUUCUCUUUGGCAGAGAGAAACGCCCGAAACAGCGCUCGAGACGCCUCCAUUCCUCCUUUCUGCAGCGAGCAGAGGCUGCCCUCGCUUCGGGUGUAUGGACACCUCGCAAGUGUGUCAGCGCGGCCUCGACUUGAGGCCGUCGUGCACUUCGAAAAAAGUGGAUUUUCGCAGGUUCGCCCCGGCUUUUUGUGGGCAGAACGCCACAGCGGAGCUUUUCUCUUCAGAGGGAAAGUGCGAAAAACUCAACCGUGUGCCUCCUCGCCCUCCACAGGCAGCUGCAGACGCUUCCGCGCACCGUCUUGCGAGUGUCCACGUGCCCUUUUCUCGCGUUUCUUCGCCCUGUCUUCAGCAACUCUUUCCCUUUGACGCUUCCGCGUCCUCUCCUUCUCGAUUUGCUUCCCUCUUGGCCGCGACCGCGUCCACCGAACUGCCAAGUGCCUCUCCAGCGCUUGGCGAAGCGACAGUUCCCAAACGCCGCUCUCCUUUUGCUCCCUCUCUGUCGCGGCAUUCCUCCGUUUUUCUUCUCUCUCCAACAGUGACGCUCCUGGCUCUUCUCUUCUGCCUGCUGGCUUUCUGUGCCUUCUCUCGAGGCCUCUCCCUUUCCCCCGCAGAGGCCUCGCCACUCGCGCCUCCCGCCACACGCAUGCGCCCCUCCACCUCUCAACUCUGCCUGCGUUCUGCUCUUCCUCCCUCUCUGAGAGGCAAGGACUGGUGCUCGCAUGCGCAGCAGAGACGACUCGACCCUCUCGCUUUCGACGAGAAACCUCUCGCUGCCGUCUCCUACGUCUCUUCUUAUCCGCGCUUCUGCCUUCCCGCCGCUGCGCCGCAGAGGAAGCUCUUCUCCUCACUGGCGUCUUCUUCGCUGCUUCCUCCGAUCCCCUGGAUAGCUGCAGCCAUCGGUUCUGUCUCCCGUCUCUCGCCGUCGCCUCUCUGCGCCGCCUUUGCAUCUGCUGCCACUGUCGCCGCAAGCACGCCGCAGUCUCUGGGAAGCAAAAUGACGAACGCGACGCCUGCUGAGGCCGCUCCUGUCGGAGCGAGCGGCUCCGUUACCGCCACGGAGACGCAGCAGCAACUUGAGGGUAGCCACGUGGUGCUCAAGCCGACCAAACAACCCGUCGAAAAACACCGCCUCGACUAUAAGCCGACCGACUUCCUCAUCGACUUUGUCGACCUUGACUUCGACCUCUACGAUGACAGGACCAAGGUGACGUCAACUCUAACGAUGCAUCGCCGAGAGCAGACGCCUCCGACAGAUCUCGUUCUCGACGGAGAAGAUCUCGAACUCGAGUCGGUGGAGCUGGACGGCAAUGCGCUGUCGAUGCACUCGACAGAGACGCAGAAGGCAGGCGACAAGCGCGUCUACUCGCUCGACGUCGACGGCCGGCUGGUGAUCGCUGCGGAUCUCCUUCCCCAAGAAGCCGAGAAGAAAUUCAAGGUCAAAACUGUAGUGUAUGUCAGGCCGAAGGAGAAUCUGCAACUCAUGGGUCUGUACAAGUCCGGAGCUCUUCUCGUCACUCAAUGUGAAGCUGAGGGCUUCAGGCGGAUCACCUACUUCCUGGACCGUCCCGACGUCAUGUCGCUGUUCAAGGUUCGCCUGGCGGCGGACGAGAAGGCAUGUCCAGUCUUGCUGAGCAACGGCAACAUGGUGGAGUCUGGAAAAGUCGAGGGUGAAAAAGGGAGACACUUUGCGGUCUUUGAGGACCCCUUCCAGAAGCCUUGCUAUCUUUUCGCUCUCGUCGCGGGCGACCUCAAAUCGAUCAGCCAGUCCUUCACCACCAUGAGUGGGAGAAACGUGAAGGUAUCGAUUUUUUCCGAGCCGGAAGACAGCAGCAAGUUGACUUGGGCGCUGGAGAGUGUACUGAAGUCGAUGAAAUGGGAUGAGGAGCGCUUCGGCCGGGAGUACGACCUGGAUGUCUUCAACGUAGUCUGCGCGAAAGAUUUCAACAUGGGCGCCAUGGAGAACAAAGGCCUGAACAUCUUCAACGCAGCGCUUCUCCUCGCCGAUCCUUCAACCACCACAGAUGCGGAGUACCAGCGAAUUUUGAAUGUCGUUGGUCACGAGUACUUCCACAACUGGACUGGCAACCGUGUGACCUGCCGAGACUGGUUCCAGCUGACUCUGAAGGAAGGCCUGACGGUGUUCAGGGACCAGCUGUUCACGGCGGACAUGUGCUCGGCUGCAGUGAAGAGAAUCGAAGACGUUGUCUUUCUGCGGAGUCGGCAGUUCGCCGAAGACAGCGGACCGAUGGCGCACCCGAUUCGACCGGAGACGUACAUCGCGAUGGACAACUUCUACACCGCGACUGUCUACGACAAGGGAGCAGAAGUCAUUCGCAUGUACCAUACGUUGUUGGGCGAGGCAGGCUUCCGGAAAGGGAUGGAUUUGUACUUCAAACGUCACGACGGAAAGGCGGUGACUUGCGACGACUUCCGCGCGGCGAUGGCCGACGCGAACGGCAGAGAUCUGGGCCAGUUCGAGAGGUGGUAUUUGCAAGCUGGAACUCCUGAAGUGACAGUUUCAGAAGCUGUCUUUCAGCCGGACAGAAAGAAGUUCAAGUUGACGCUCAAGCAGCGCACACCGCCGACUCCUGGACAAGUGGAGAAGCAUCCUUUUCACAUUCCUAUCAAAGUUGGGCUGAUCGGGAAGACGAGCAAAAAAGAUAUUCUUUCGCCUCCCACAAAGGUAUUGGAACUGACGGAGGCGGAGCAGACGUUCGAGCUGGACGCGGCGGAAGACUGCGUGCUGUCUUUUCUGCGGGAUUUCUCUGCGCCCGUCAAAGUGAAGCACGAGCAGACCGACGAAGACAUCGCGUUUUUGAUGGCUCACGACUCCGACGACUUCGCCAAGUGGCAGGCAGCGCAUACGCUGGCCUCGGGGCUGCUCAAACACCGUGCGGAGCAGUGGAGAGAAAAGCAGGGUGAAGACGUGGAGUUCGCGCGCCUCCCGAAAAUCUACGUCGAGGCGUUCAAGCAAACGCUUCUGGAGCAGGGAAGAGACAGAUCCAUUCAGGCGUACACGCUGCGUCUUCCCGACCGCGACGGAGUGGCGCAGGAGAUGGAACCCAUCGAUCCGUUGGCGUUGAAGGAAGCGACCGAGUCUGUGCGUCGAGAGGUCGGCCAGCUGCUGAAGAGUGAUCUCCUCAAAGUCUAUGCGAGUUUGUCUGCGCCUGAAUCUGAGGCUGAAGAGAGCCGAGACCAAUCGGAGGUUUCCAGACGUCGCCUGCGGAAUGUGAUCCUCUACUUCCUUACGGGCGAGAGAGACAAAGAGGCGGCAGCGCUCGCGAUGAAUCACUUCAAAUCUGCAAAGGGCAUGACGGAGAAAUAUGCUGCGCUGUCGAUUCUCUGCGACAUCGAAGGACCCGAACGGACCGCCGCUCUCGAGCAGUUCUACAGAGACGCGAAGGGAGAUCCGUUGGUUCUGGACAAGUGGUUCGCGGUGCAGGCUUUGUCGGAUGUGCGGAACGUGACGGAGACGGUGAAGGAGCUGCAGAAGCACGCAGACUUCACCGCGAAGAAUCCGAACCGGCUGCGAGCGUUGAUUUUCUCGUUCACGAGAAAUCCGCAGUUCCACAACAAGGAUGGCGCCGGCUACGCGCUCCUGGCGGACUCCGUCCUCGCAGUCGAUCGCUUCAAUCCGCAGAUCGCUGCACGCGGCGCGGGGGCUUUUCUGCAGUGGAAGAAAUACGACGAAACCCGACAGAGGGAAAUGCUCAAGCAGCUGAGGAGAAUCGCGAACGCUCCUGGGCUGUCUGUCGAUACACUGGAAAUCGUCCAGAAGGCUCUCGCAGGCGCCCCCGAGGAAGCGACUGCCUAGGCGCCGAGACAGCAGACAGAGACACUCCCCUGUACGCAGGAAAAUCCUGAACGUGAUUCCUGCGGGGAGGAGCUCCUCGACAGAGAGGAUUUGUCUGUGUGACUGCUGGGCGUCUCUCCACCCUAAUCCGGAAAGCCGAGGGGAUGCGAGGAAGUGCAAAAGAAGCGAAGUGGAGAAAAACAACGAGGCGAAUGCAGGAGAGUCCGAGGGAGAGGAGAGUCCGAGGGAGAGGAGUGACUGUGGGGACAAAAAGGUUGAACCAGCGAGGCGAGAGAUGGCUUCUGGUUGGGAAGAGAGGUGUUCAGGACGGGAGGGGGAAACGGGCGAGAAACAGGGAGAAGAGAGGAGAAAGGAAGAUCAAAGAUGAGGAAGAACAGCUGUUUGCUUGGUUGCGUGUCUGCCUACGUUCUGUGCUGCGUUUGUGCGUCCGUUGAUCGACCGUUGAUCGUAGUUUUACGUGGACGUUAUCAUCCUUGGUAGACACUGACACGCUGGAGCUCUCCUGAUGCGUCUUGCGAACGAAGCGCGGAAAGGCGCAGGCGAUUCA
Messenger RNA from Toxoplasma gondii ME49, 6148 nucleotides. RefSeq names its product aminopeptidase N, putative. The record is from RefSeq and is a predicted model, not a curated record. Gene Ontology annotation, biological process: proteolysis. Gene Ontology annotation, cellular component: cytoplasm. The transcript is spliced from 11 exons. Lineage: Eukaryota; Apicomplexa; Conoidasida; Eucoccidiorida; Sarcocystidae. The coding region runs from base 1342 to 5601 and encodes 1419 amino acids. Gene Ontology annotation, molecular function: aminopeptidase activity; metallopeptidase activity; zinc ion binding.